AUGCCGUCCAAGAAAAAUGGUAAUUCCAAUGGCUUCUCGGGAUCGAUGAAGUUGAAGCCGAUAAUGGAUAUGAAAGCACAAACUAGAAAACUACCGGAUGGCUCACGAGUAGCGUCGUCAUUGGUUGGUGAUGAACUGAUGCAAUAUAAUUUCGAGGAUGCACGAACAAUAGUAGAGUCGGUGCACCGAGGCAAUCGUGUCUCAUCCAGUGGGCCAAUGCUUGGCUCUAGACAAAAACAACCCGACGGUAGUGAACCGUAUGUGUGGCUAACAUACAAACAAGUCAGCCAUUCAGCUCAAAACUGA
Messenger RNA from Anisakis simplex (herring worm), 306 nucleotides. The record is from the annotation of a GenBank genome assembly. NCBI's taxonomy places the organism in Eukaryota, Metazoa, Nematoda, Chromadorea, Rhabditida, Anisakidae.